UCUCACCAGUUUGUUGUUUUUAAAUAGAAUCUGCUUCGUCUGUUGAUUAUCUCAGUUGGCUGUCUGGUAGUCCUGAAGACAAACUUCUUCCAUAUGCUAAAUAAAGGUUAACCAUGGGGCCCCACAAGUCACGUGACUUACAUUAACUGUGCUCGCCACUUCUUUAAAAAAGGCAGCGAAAUUGAAAAGUAAGCUGAAGUGAAACUCGAGCUAGUUUUCUACCCGGUGUGUUUGAACUUGACUGGACUCAGUGCCCAGCACACACACACACACACACACACACACCUAUCAGUCUCCUGACAGAACCAGUGUUAAGAACACCGUCGUCUUUCCUUUUAGGUUUUGAUUUUAAAGCCUGUGAUGUCAGUCUCUGGUUUUUCAUGCCAGUCUCAACAGAAUAAUAUCAGCACCAACCAGCUCUGUGAAGGAUGGGAGUGUUUGGAGGAUGAGGGGCGGAGGAUGAAGAGGAGAGAGAAGAACAGAGUUGCAGCUCAGAAGAGCCGCAAAAGACAAACUCAGAGAGCCGACCUGCUGCACGAGGCCUGUGAGCUGCUAGAGCAGAGGAACAGGAAGUUGAGGAGAGAGGUCUGAUGCUGGACGUCAUUGACACCAUGAGAAACCAUGCUUCCUGUAGUUACAUUCCUGAGCAACUACAGUGGAUUCAUGUGCCGUUGAGCACAAAAGAGUCUUUCCCAAUUUUUUCCAGGAAGGUUAUACCAUUUGUUCCAACGUUAUUUAGAGAGAUAGCAAAUUAAAAACAAUACAUCCUACAACCAGUCAUGUAAUGUAAUAGCCACAUGUCCCUUCAGGCAUCAUCUUUUUGAACACCACAGUCAAACUGUAUAUUGUAAUACUACUGCUUUUAGAGGUAAACUUUAUUGGAUUUCAGUAGUUUUUUUUGGUUUUUAAACUGUUCCCAGCGCAUUCGCCCACAACUUGACUUGGUCUCCUCACAAAUAAAUAAGGUCAGGUCGAGUUGAUUUGACACAUCUUGGAAAAUAAAGCUACAUGCCUGCAAUGUUAAAUUAGCCUUGGGGUGAAGACUGAAACAAACAUGUGAACAAUCCACCCUGUAGCUGUUUGUUUACUAGGAACAGGAAUGUAGAACCACCCUUCGUAACAAGAAUCUGAGUAAGUAAGUAAUACAUUUCUGUGUAAUUUUAUCUUAUUAUUUCAUCUGUGUAAUUUCAUAUCUUUUUCUCUUACAUUUCAGU
Messenger RNA from Haplochromis burtoni (Burton's mouthbrooder), 1214 nucleotides. It is a transcript of the gene batf3, whose product is annotated as basic leucine zipper transcription factor, ATF-like 3. The coding region runs from base 361 to 591 and encodes 76 amino acids. Lineage: Eukaryota; Metazoa; Chordata; Actinopteri; Cichliformes; Cichlidae. The record is from RefSeq and is a predicted model, not a curated record. Gene Ontology annotation, biological process: regulation of transcription by RNA polymerase II. Gene Ontology annotation, molecular function: DNA-binding transcription factor activity, RNA polymerase II-specific; RNA polymerase II cis-regulatory region sequence-specific DNA binding. The transcript has 4 exons. Gene Ontology annotation, cellular component: nucleus.